Rhea pennata is the source of this 496-nucleotide messenger RNA. Its product is annotated as cytochrome c oxidase subunit 7A2, mitochondrial. NCBI's taxonomy places the organism in Eukaryota, Metazoa, Chordata, Aves, Rheiformes, Rheidae. Gene Ontology annotation, biological process: mitochondrial electron transport, cytochrome c to oxygen; regulation of oxidative phosphorylation; mitochondrial respirasome assembly. Bases 89 to 340 code for a protein of 83 amino acids. The transcript has 4 exons. The record is from RefSeq and is a predicted model, not a curated record.
AGAAGCGGUUGGGGGAGCCGCUUCCGCUUCCGGCUUCCGCCUCCUGUGCCCUUGCUGCCGGCGGGAGGUGACGGGACCAGGAGGCGAGAUGUGGCGAAACCUGCUGGCCCUUCGCCAGAUUUCCCAGAGGACCAUAAGCACUGCUUCACGCAGGCAAAUUGAAAAUAGAGUUCCUGAGAAGCAGAAGCUUUUUCAGGAGGAUAAUGGCAUUCCAGUGCAUCUUAAAGGUGGGGUAAUGGAUUCUCUGUUGUAUAAAGUCACCAUGGGUAUUGCAGUUCUUGGAACGGGCUAUGCUCUUUAUGAGCUGACUGUAGCAUCAAUGCCCAAGAAACAGAAGUGAUUCCAGCUCAAGAUGCCUUGGUGGCUAGCAUCUCUUCGUCCAAUUCCAGUGACUAUGGUCAUGGCUUAUAUUUGUUAUAAGCAGCUGACGUAAUGUUUGGAAUCGCUAUUUAAUUGUAACAUGUUUACUGCAGUUAAUAAAGCAAUUUUUACAUUG